Molecule: messenger RNA, 291 nt
Organism: Fusarium pseudograminearum CS3096
Lineage: Eukaryota; Fungi; Ascomycota; Sordariomycetes; Hypocreales; Nectriaceae
Exons: 2
Coding region: 1-291 (96 amino acids)
Source: RefSeq, a predicted model, not a curated record
AUGGCCACUGGCUGGGAGAGCUGCACCGGAGGCGCUACUGGACUGUUUAGCGGGGGGGCUGCUGGCGUUGUAACUGGAGCUGGAGCUGCAGCUGGAGCCAGUCGGCCAGUGAGUGGAGGGUUCAAGUAUCUGUACCUCGGAUCGAGAAAGACACGAGUUGAUGAUCUGGAGGGGGAUCAGAAUAGGGGAUCAGAGUACUACCUACCAAGGACUGUGCACGAAAUGACACAGUCGACACUGUACUACAGGGCGCAACUCCAACCGAUAGAGUCCGUGCAGAUGAGUGAGUGA